AUGGGAUUCUCAAGCAAAUAUGAUGCAGCAACUCCCUUGGUUGCGGAGCUCUAUGCAAUUCGAGAAGGUCUCACUAUGGCCGUGGAUUAUGAUAUCCAGAAUAUAGAGCUGGAGACAGAUGCAGAAAUUUUGGUGAAGCUACUCAAGAAUCUCGAUGAUACUUACCACCAUGACCUAUCACCGGUUCUCAAUGAUGUUGCCUGUCUUAUGAGCAGAUUCAGGUCUAUAGAGUUUUGCCACAUUCCACGCAAUACAAAUAAGGUGGCUCACUGCUUUGCACAGUAUGCUUUCUGUAUGGAAGUUGGACACAAAAUGUUCCUAAACCCACCUCCUUUUGCUCGAGUUGCGUAUGAAGGUAACCUUGAAGGGUUGAAGACACUACCGGAUUUAAAUAAACUGGAGUUAUAUCUAGCUAUCAAAGAAGAAGCUUACAGGCGCACAAGGGGUUAUUGA
Spinacia oleracea (spinach) is the source of this 453-nucleotide messenger RNA. RefSeq lists its product as uncharacterized. The transcript has a single exon. Lineage: Eukaryota; Viridiplantae; Streptophyta; Magnoliopsida; Caryophyllales; Amaranthaceae. Gene Ontology annotation, molecular function: RNA-DNA hybrid ribonuclease activity; nucleic acid binding. Bases 1 to 453 code for a protein of 150 amino acids. The record is from RefSeq and is a predicted model, not a curated record.